CCGUCCCUCCUCCUUCCGCCAUUUUGGCCUCUGCCUCUUGUCGGGUCUGUUCAGUUACCACGUGAAGCGCCCGGCCGGGGCCCUGACAGGCCAGGGAGGAGGAGAGGUACAUCGCUGACACACGGGACUAGUCACACCGACUACCGUGAGGAGGAGGCGAAUCGGGCCACAGCACGAGGGGAACCGGGCGAGGGAAUCGGGAGGAGUAGAACGGCGAGUCCGACUGGAGGGGCGAGCAACGGCCGCGACAUGCCGAGCGUCAGCCUCCCGCCCAAGGAGAACGCGCUCUUCAAACGGAUCCUGCGAUGUUAUGAACACAAGCAAUAUCGAAAUGGGUUGAAGUUUUGUAAGCAGAUUCUUUCCAAUCCCAAAUUUGCUGAACAUGGGGAAACUCUGGCAAUGAAAGGAUUGACUUUAAAUUGUCUUGGGAAGAAAGAGGAUGCUUAUGAUCUUGUACGAAGAGGACUGAGAAAUGAUCUAAAGAGUCAUGUCUGCUGGCAUGUAUAUGGAUUAUUACAAAGAUCUGAUAAAAAGUAUGAUGAAGCCAUCAAGUGUUAUAGAAAUGCAUUGAAAUGGGACAAAGACAAUCUGCAGAUCCUUAGGGAUCUCUCUCUGCUUCAAAUCCAAAUGCGAGACCUUGAGGGUUACCGGGAAACCAGGUACCAGUUGCUGCAGUUGAGGCCAGCACAGAGGGCGUCUUGGAUUGGUUAUGCUAUUGCGUACCAUUUGCUUGAAGACUACGAGAUGGCUGCAAAGAUCCUUGAGGAAUUUCGGAAGACCCAGCAGACUUCUCCCGAUAAAGUUGAUUAUGAGUAUAGUGAGUUGCUGCUUUAUCAGAACCAGGUUCUUCGUGAAGCUGAGCUGUUUAAGGAGGCAUUGGAUCAUCUUUGUACCUAUGAAAAGCAGAUCUGUGAUAAGCUAGCAGUGGAAGAAACAAAAGGAGAUUUACUACUGCAUUUGGCUCGAUAUGAGGACGCAUCAGAUGUGUAUCAGGCUUUGCAGGAGAGGAGCCCUGAGAACUGGUCAUAUUAUAAGGGUUUAGAAAAUGCCAUGAAGCCAGCCACUGUAGAAGAGAGACUGAAGAUUUAUGAGGACAGUUGGACUAAGUUUCCAAAAGGUUUAGUGCCAAGGAGACUGCCUUUAAACUUCUUAACAGGUGAAAAAUUUAGAGUGUGUUUGGAUAAAUACUUAAGAAUGAACUUCAGCAAAGGAUGUCCUCCAGUUUUCAACACUUUGCGGUUGUUGUACAGUGACAAGGAGAAGGUGGAGAUUAUUGAAGAUCUUGUCGUAGGUUAUGAAACAUCACUAAAAAGUUGCCGACUGUUUAACAUUAAUGAUGAUGGAAAAGAAGAGCCACCAACUACAUUACUGUGGGUUCAGUACUACUUGGCACAGCACUUCGACAAGAUUGGUCAAUCAUCAUCCGCUCUUGAUUACAUUAAUGCAGCUAUUGAAAGCACACCAACAUUGAUCGAACUGUUCCUUGUGAAAGCUAAAAUAUACAAGCAUUCUGGUAACAUCAAAGAGGCUGUUCGGUGGAUGGAUGAAGCUCAAGCCCUGGACACAGCAGAUAGGUUUAUCAACUCAAAGUGUGCAAAGUACAUGUUGAAAGCAAACAUGAUAAAGGAUGCUGAGGAGAUGUGCUCUAAGUUUACAAGGGAAGGCACUUCAGCUGUGGAGAACCUGAAUGAAAUGCAGUGCAUGUGGUUCCAGACCGAAUGUGCACAAGCGUAUAGAUCUAUGAACAAGUAUGGCGACGCGCUUAAAAAAUGCCAUGAAAUUGAACGACAUUUUGUAGAGAUCACUGAUGAUCAGUUUGACUUCCACACUUAUUGUAUGAGAAAAAUUACACUCAGGUCAUAUGUGGACUUGCUGAAGUUGGAGGAUGUACUCCGACAACACCCAUUUUACUUCAAAGCUGCCCGACUCGCUAUAGAAAUUUACCUGAAACUUCAUGACAACCCUUUAACAGAUGAGAAUAAGGAGCAUGAGGCAGACACAGCCAAUAUGUCAGACAAAGAGCUGAAGAAACUGCGCAAUAAGCAAAGGAGAGCUCAGAAAAAAGCUCAGCUGGAAGAAGAGAAAAAGAAUGCAGAGAAGGAGAAACAACAAAGGAACCAGAAGAAGAAAAAGGAGGAUGACGAUGAAGAGAUUGGAGGCCCUAAGGAAGAACUCAUCCCUGAAAAACUAGCAAAGGUGGAAAAUCCAUUAGAAGAAGCUAUUAAAUUUUUAACACCACUAAAGAAUCUGGUCAAGAACAAAAUAGAAACCCAUCUAUAUGCAUUUGAAAUCUAUUUCAGGAAAGAAAAAUUUCUUUUGAUGUUGCAAUCUGUGAAGAGGGCAUUUUCCAUUGAUCCUAACCAUCCUUGGCUCCACCAGUGUUUGGUCCGUUUCUUUUGUGCAGUAUCCGAGAGCAAAGAACUAAAUGUAUCCCUUAGAACAGUGUUAAAACAAGAAAUGAACAGACUUUUUGGUGAAACAAGUCCUGCAAAUUUUAACAAUGCUUUUCUAAAAGAGCACAAGGAUUCUAUACCCCACCGGUUAGCAGCUGCCAAAAUGAUGUACUAUCUGGACCCUUCAAGUCUAAAGCGAGCAGUAGAGCUAGCAACCGCAUUGGACGAAUCCCUUGCUAACCGAAGUCUCCAAAUCUGCACUGAGGUGCUGGAAGCCUUGCGUGAUGGCAGCUUAGGAGACAACAAAGAAACUGCUGAGUCCUACAGAGCCAGCUGCCACAAGCUCUUCCCUUAUGCUUUAUCUUUUAUGCCACCUGGCUAUGACGAGGACAUGAGUAUCACAAUUAAUGGAGAUAGUUCAGCAGAACCCGAAGAACUGGCGAAUGAAAUGUGAACGGCUGAUAUCGAACAGACAUUGGACCAUAUCAACUAUCUAAUAUUUUUGUCACGCACCUGCUGUAUUGCUCUGUAACUUAUGUGGAGAAUGAAAGGAGUAAAAGAAUCAUUGCCUUUAAAGAUUGUUUUACUUUUUUUAUAUCCUGCUGAAGAUAAAAAAAAAAAUGGAUUCAUGAUGUAUUGGAGGAUAUGGGUGGAUCGGUUUCUUUAAAUAACCUUUGCUGCUAAAAUAUAAAGAGGGAAUAAAAUCUGAGUAAGCUGCCCUGUUUUUAAAGCAACUAAUUUAUGAAAAAUGUCAAAAGGGUGUUACAGUGGUCAGAGCAGGUGUGCGGCACAAAUAUUACUUCCAAUCUUGUCUUUUUAGAGAUGAAUGCUCCCGGACAGCACACUCCUAAUAAUGUCAGAGGGGCCUGUGUACAGACAGCUCGGACAUUGCACAGGGUCAGAAUGCUGUUUUAGCACUGGAUUUUUUUCUUUUUUAUUGAGCACAAGAGAUGUUCUGGAAUUUCCAGGUCAUUUGAAGUACUCCACAGUUUGCAGAGACCUAGAGAGGAAGUGUGAUAUUCAGUGGCAUAUAACAAAAUGGGUAUCUGGAGAAUAGCGGACAUUCUGCAACAUACAGUAUAUUAUCUUAAGAAAAGUUCUCAAGAUACUGAAAGGUGUUUGUGCUUUACACUUUUUUUUUUUUUGUUAUUAUUAUUAUUUUUGAUCGGUUUUAGAAUAAUCUAUUUGAAACAAACUUGAGUAACUUUCAAUAAUAUAAUUUGGAAAAAAACUAGGCCCGACACUUUUUUUUUUUUUUUUUUUUAUUACUAUUGUUUUUGCCAAACAUUGAAACUUUAUUGCAAGAACCAAAAUAAUUCAUGCACUGUGUUGUGGCAUCAACAGAAGUGGUUUAGAAAAUCUGCCGCCUUUUUUUUUUUUCUGGUGGAAUGAAAUGCAGUGUAAUCCACCCACAUUUUGGAGGCGUGGCUUCACAGUAGGCUGGUGGUCUUUCGGGACAAGUACAACCUCAGCAGGCCUUGCUUAUAUUAUGCAGAUUAAAAAGAUACUGCAAUUUAGAUACCUCUGGAUUAUUUCCACAGUGUCACAAAUUUGUUAUACUUGAAACACUUGAUUUCUAAAAACUCUACUACUUGCUCAGUUACCAGAGUGGCUCUACACUUUACAGUGGAGCGGCAGAUACUGUUUUCCCCUCUUCCAUGACAGACCAGCUUCUUCUCUCUGCAGUUACCUAUGUUGUUUCUUUUUUUGUUGUCAAACAUGAGGUACCAAAUAUAAUGCAAUAAAACAUUUUGAAAAAUGUUACUAGUUGAGCCAAUCUAACGGAAUCAUGUGAUUCCUCGGUUAACGCUACUGCAUACACUUGAGCCAAUUUGACUGAAUCAUGUGAUUCCUUGGUUACAGCUACUGUAUAUACUCAAGAGUCAGACACAUUCUGAGAGAACUAAAACUCAGACUUUGGUAGAUGCUGAAAAACGUAACCACCUAUUGGUGUCUUAUCCCUGGUGGUAGGUGCAGCAUGGGGUUCUCAGAACUGAAACCUACAAUCAUGCCAUCUCACUCCUCCUCUGCUAAUGUCCAAAAUGUCAUUGAAAUUAAAAAUCCAGUAGGGAAUGUGAGAUUCCCUUUUAAUGCUAUAACAGGGACCUGAGAAUUUUCAUUCAGACUUUCUAGUCACCAAAUGCCUUGCAUAACGUAGGAAGCCUGUGGAUGUGUUGAAAUACUGGCCAAAAUUUGAAAGGAUCAGUUUUGUUUGGUCAUUUAAAAAUUGAUACGUAUUUUAAUAUAUAUUGUACAUUUGACAAUGCUUUACAUACCCAGUGAGUGGAUUUAGCUCCACCUAAAACUGAGCAGAGUGUAAGAAAGGACACAUGCGUACUUCUCUUGCUUCACCCUCUGUAAUUUACCCAGAUCUUUCAGGUGCCUCUGACUCUAAAUGGUACUGAACCAUGAAGACAAGCCACAAAGUUUACAUAUCCCUCCAUUUAACUGACGAGUGACUGCAUGAGGGGGUAUCGAGACAGAUUGGCUUGAUUCAGUGCAUUGCAAGCUUCAUGAGAGACAAGAUUAUGAACUUUGUUAUGGCUUGUUUUCCAUCCUUCCCUAUUUAAAUAAAGAACUUGUCCUGCUUUUA
This is a messenger RNA of Rana temporaria (common frog), 4986 nucleotides long. It is a transcript of the gene NAA15, whose product is annotated as N-alpha-acetyltransferase 15, NatA auxiliary subunit. The record is from RefSeq and is a predicted model, not a curated record. The transcript has 20 exons. Gene Ontology annotation, cellular component: NatA complex; cytoplasm. Gene Ontology annotation, biological process: N-terminal peptidyl-methionine acetylation. NCBI's taxonomy places the organism in Eukaryota, Metazoa, Chordata, Amphibia, Anura, Ranidae. Bases 250 to 2847 code for a protein of 865 amino acids. Gene Ontology annotation, molecular function: protein-N-terminal amino-acid acetyltransferase activity; protein binding.